Mugil cephalus (flathead mullet) is the source of this 3460-nucleotide messenger RNA. Its product is annotated as growth factor receptor-bound protein 2. The record is from RefSeq and is a predicted model, not a curated record. Lineage: Eukaryota; Metazoa; Chordata; Actinopteri; Mugiliformes; Mugilidae. The coding region runs from base 411 to 1064 and encodes 217 amino acids. The transcript is spliced from 6 exons. Gene Ontology annotation, molecular function: protein binding.
GGUAAAGGAAGCGGAAAUAGUCGCUGCUAACCUGAGGCUAGUCGCUAGUUUGAGGCUCGGAGGACGGGGUGGAAAACAAGCGGUGUUACAGGGAAGCGGGGAGCGGAUAAAAACCAACUAGUUGAGUUCGUCGCCCGGGGCUCCACUUAAACGGAACAUCUCGAGUGGUUCCUUACUCUGACCUUUAUGUGAGGUCUAAAGCCCUAAAGGAACGGGUCACUGACGGGAGGAGAGACUCGGAGUAAAACACUCGAACCACACACGCCUGGAUAAGAGUUUUUUUUUUUUUUUGGUUUGUGACUCUUUUUUUUUUAUAUACACAUAUAUAUAUAUAUAUAUAUAAUUCAGUCUCUGAGACACAACUACGGACGAUCAGAUUCCCUGCUCGCUAUAAAAAAAAAAAAAGGACCAUGGAGGCCAUUGCCAAAUACGAUUUCAAAGCCACUGCUGAUGACGAGCUUAGUUUCAAGCGUGGAGAGAUCCUCAAGGUAUUAAAUGAAGAGUGCGAUCAGAACUGGUACAAGGCGGAGCUAAAUGGAAAAGACGGCUUCAUUCCCAAGAAUUACAUAGAGAUGAAAGCCCAUCCGUGGUUCUUCGGGAAGAUCCCCCGAGCCAAAGCAGAGGAGAUGCUCAACAAACAGAGGCACGACGGAGCCUUCCUCAUCAGAGAGAGCGAGAGUGCACCUGGGGACUUCUCCCUCUCCGUGAAGUUUGGAAACGACGUGCAGCAUUUCAAGGUUCUUCGUGACGGAGCCGGGAAGUAUUUCCUAUGGGUGGUGAAGUUUAACUCCCUCAACGAGCUGGUGGACUACCACCGCUCCACCUCAGUCUCCCGCAAUCAGCAAAUCUUCCUGCGAGACAUAGAGCAGGUCCCACAGCAUCCCACAUAUGUGCAAGCGCUCUUUGACUUUGACCCCCAGGAGGAAGGGGAGCUGGGCUUCCGACGCGGCGACUUCAUUCAAGUCCUGGACAACUCCGACCCCAACUGGUGGAAAGGAGGCUGCCACGGCCAGACGGGCAUGUUCCCCCGCAACUACGUCACACCCGUCAACCGGAACAUGUAAACAGUCCGUGUAAAACAACAACAACAACAACAAACAACAACAACAACGACAUCACCACCACCACCAUCAUCAUCAUCAUCGUUGAUCUUGAUCUCAUCAGUCCUCAUCCAACCACCACAUCCACCACCACCCUUCCCUCUCUCCCCCCCCCUCAAAUAAAAAAAAAAAAGAAUAAAUAAAAAACCAACCCCAUCCACCACCUCUCUCGGCCAUCCCACAAUAACAGGAGCAGACAGGAAGAACGCAAGCAACUGAAAGAGAGAGAUAUGAGCAGGAGUAGUUGUGCGGUAGGCGUCGCCGUGUGGGCGGCAGCCGAGCAGAAACCGACGGGAACGUUCACCUCCGCCCCCGUGAACGCCUCCAGCCAGGACUCAACCGUGUUUUGAGGGAAAUCUAAACGCCGAGAAACUAAAGCAUAGCGCACCAAGCGAGAAGAUAACCAAACGAUUUCACCGCUGCCACAGCUGCUUCUGUCCUCUCCUUAACUUCUUAACAUUCUGCCUUUCUCCUUUUUUUAGUUCUUUUUUUUUUGUUUUGUUUCGUUUCUUUUUUUUUUUUUUUUUUGUUCCUUUCUCUGCCGCAUGUUGUUUUAAUCACUUAAAUGAAACCGAUAAAUAAAUCCUGUUUUAAAGAAAAAAAAAUGAAUAAAAAUAUUAAAAAAAAGAAGAAGAGGAGGAAGAAGAAGAAGAAAUGGUUUUAAAAAUAAUGUACAAAAAAAAAGGAUGAAGAGAGACAGAGAGAAAAGAGAAAAAGGAAAAAAAAACUUAAAACGAUGCCAUCAACAGAUACAAGUUUCCAUGUUUGAGAUCAUCGGCACGUGAGCGUUGUGCUUCAGCUCCCGGCUGUAUAAAUAAAUAAAUCAAGUAUAGAGAGAAUCCAUUUUUUAAGAAUAUAUAUUAUAUAUUUGUAUGUUUGUCUGUUUUACCUCUCAUCACAAAUAGUUUUUUUUUUCCUCCAUAUGUAAAUUAUGUUCAAUCUUCUCCUAGACCUAGUAGCUCUAGAAUGUGCUGAAUUGUCAGGUUUUAUUAUUAUUAUUAUUUUUUCUUUCUGAAUAUAUCUGAGGGCUCUCAGAUUGCAAAGCAUGACAUUAAAAAAAAGAAAGAAAGAAAAUGGGGGGGAGGGGUUGGGUCGUUAAAAUAAAAAUAAAAAAAUUUGAUUGCAAUGAAAGUAAACGAGAGUUUCUCCUGUCGGGAACCUUUUUAAUGUUUGACCAGCAGAGCCAUGAAACGGCACAAACAGCUGUAUUAACUGUACAAAGGUCAGCAGCCACCUUCUUUUCUUUUCAUUGCUUUUUAUUCUUUUUCGAAAAGCCAAUGUAUUUAUUGCAGCCAUUUAAAAAAAAAAAAAAAAAAAACUUGGGCAGUGAAUGUAGCUGACUGAGUCUAUAGACGCAAACAUGAGGGAAGCAAGGUCGGAGAACUGAACUACACACACGAACCGCGCAAGGGAUUUUUAAAAACAGACAAACAUUUAAAAAACGAAAAAAGGAAAAAAAAAAAAAGAAGUGACAUGCUGAAGAAGAAAAAAAAACAAACACGCAGAGCGGUGUCCGAGGAUGUGUACAGGUAGUUAACGUGAUGCAUAUUCAAGACGCAUUCAUUACGUGCAUGCAUACGCGCUCCUCCUCGUUGUUAUACCUGCACGUAGCAGCGGGGCUGAGUUUGGAUAAUCACUUUGUGUAAUCACCAGUGCAGAGACCUGCAGCUGGCACAAAUUUAACAGUUCAGAAAACUGAGAGAUUGUCUUUUUAUGCUUAAAAGAAGUUGAGAGAUCAGCUUAAACCAUGUUGUUUUUUUAUUUUUCUCUUCCUUUCUUUUUGUCCAAUGUGGCGUGUGGUCAAGCACUUUUUUUUUUGUCAUUUUAUUUUAAUUUUUUUUUUUUUUUUUUUUUGAUCUGGUCCAGUGUGUGUUUGUUUACUGUGUUAGUGUUAUUGGUUUUCUUGUUCUCUCUGGAUAGUGCCUUUCUCUCUGGUGUUUCAGUGUCUCCGACCUGCUACUUUGAGCCCCCCCCACCUCCCUAAAGUCCCAACCCCCCCCCCCCCCCCCCCCCCCCCCAGCCCCCCACCUCGUGUCUCUUUACGGGGGCCUGCCAGUCCUGCAGUGAGAAACGGUGUACAUAAUCCAACAUGUCCCAUCCACCAAAUGCCCCCCUCCCCCUCCGUAUGCCUCCCCCUGCCCCCUCCCUCGAUCCCUCCUUCCUUCCAGCAUCAACUCACCUCCACCUUUGCCCUCACCAACAUGGAACUCUUCUUAUUUAAGUGUCUCUCGCCUCGUCUUACCUAAUGAUACUGUUUUGUUUUUGCUCUUUUUUUUUAUUUGCAUUUGUUUAUUUUUUUUGUUUUGUUUUGUUUUGUUUUUUUGUUUUCAAUUAAUAAAAUGCAAUUAUUAAAAAAUGCA